CAUUAGGGUAGUCAUUCGCGAAUAUGGCAACUCAUGGGUGGUGUAUCCGGCGGGAUCAACCCCAUCCCCACUACCAGGCAGAAGAUAAUCGCAAUUGAAGUUGUUUGCCAAAGAGGAGCGGCUCCUACAAUGCGCCUUCUGAAGAACUGUGGUCUGGAGAGGUUGCGGAUUAAUCCGAUUAGUUGCUUUACGGUCGUACGCCGGAUUAGAUCGUCCCGCAAGAGGAAGGGCUUCAAGAUGAGUGACGGUAACAGUUCGAAGGUUGGAAAGUUCUACCGAGGGUCGACGGUUUUGAUUACUGGGGCCUCGGGCUUCCUCGGUCAGGUUCUGCUCGAGAAGAUCCUACGGUCGUUGGAUGUCGCGAAGGUGUACGUUAUGAUACGAGCUAAGCGGAACUCCAGUGCUGAUGAACGUCUGCAGAAGAUGCUGGAGGGGGUUCUGUUCGAUCGAGUUUGGCAAGAUCCGUCUAAGUAUAAGGAAUUGAGGGGCAAAGUGAUUCCGGUCGAAGUCGACUUGGAUAGUGAGAGUAACAUGAUUGCGGAAGAAAUGAAAGUGAGACUGGUGGAAGAAGUGGAUGUAGUUUUCAAUCUGUUGGCCUCGAUCAACUUCAAUGAACCGCUGAAUUGUGCGCUGAGAACGAAUGUAGAAUACACCGAUCGUUUGCUGGGACUUGUGAGUCUGAUGAAGCGGCUCAAGGUGGUAGUGCAUGUGUCUACUUUCUUCUCGAACUGUGACAAGAGUAUGAUUGAAGAACGCAUUUAUGACGACAUCGGGUUUGGAGGAUAUGCUAACAUCAUGAACAUUGUGUCCAAUUUGAACGAUACGGAAUUGCAAGCGAUGGAGCCACAUCUGAUAGGUGAUUUCCCGAACACUUAUACCUUCAGCAAGAAGUGUGCCGAGGUGAUGGUGCGGGACAAGUACGGAGAUUUGCCGAUUGGAAUUUUUCGGCCACCGAUUGUAAGCUCAACCUACCAAGAACCCGUCGCCGGAUGGAUCAACAACUUCAAUGGGCCGUCAGGACUAGUGGUUAUGCUAUCGGAAGGUCUCUACAGUGCCGCUUUUGUCGACACCCGGAAGCGCCCGUUCCUGGUACCGGUGGAUUAUUGCGUCAACGCUCUGCUCAUUUGCGCAGUUGACAUUGCGAAACAACGCUCUCUGGCACCGAGUAUUCCUGUGUACAACUACACGAAUCCUGAGGAUAUUUUUACGUGGGAACGGAUCAUUGACCGAUUUUACGAGGGGUUGGAUCCGGCGAAACGGAUGUUGGCCUACCUCGUAACAGCCACAGUUACUCGCAGCCCGGCGCGAUACGCCAUGUGCAAAACCCUGAUGCGCGUGGAAGGAUUCUUUCUCGACUUGGCGCGGCAGUUCCGUGGGCAAGCUCCAGCCAUGUCCCAGGUUUUCGAACGGAUGAUCAACCAAAGUGAGGUGCUGAAGUUUUUCACCUUUCACGAGUGGACCAUGCAGAACGAGAAUAUGCAACGGUUGUGGCGGGACGAAGUGAGCAAGGAGGACAGCGAGCUGUUUCCGUUCGAUUUGACCCGGAUGGAUUGGGAUGAUUACUAUAGGAACUUUAUACCGGGUGUGGUCAAGUAUGCGAUUGCACCUCGGAAGGCGAAGGAUGAGAAGUCGAAACGAGUGGAGGGGAGCGGGGAAGUGCGAAAAUUUUCUCUGUAUAGUAUUUGGAGCUUUCUGUUCCAUAGUUUGUUGAACUUGUUGAAGAACUUUACUGGGCGUUAGUUAUGUGGAGGGUAAAAUAGGUGGAAUGUGAAUAAAUGUGGGCGGAAGUUAA
Molecule: messenger RNA, 1792 nt
Organism: Aedes albopictus (Asian tiger mosquito)
Lineage: Eukaryota; Metazoa; Arthropoda; Insecta; Diptera; Culicidae
Product: fatty acyl-CoA reductase wat
Exons: 3
Coding region: 34-1740 (568 amino acids)
Biological process (GO): long-chain fatty-acyl-CoA metabolic process
Cellular component (GO): peroxisome
Molecular function (GO): alcohol-forming very long-chain fatty acyl-CoA reductase (NADP+) activity
Source: RefSeq, a predicted model, not a curated record